AUGUGCUCCUCCUAUCCACUUCUAACCCUCAACCCUCUUGCCGGUUACAGCCUUUUGGCAGCUCUUUAUCCAUCUGCAAUCACCAACCCCCACGGCUUCCGACUUCCAUUCAACCCACACCACCAAAAAAGUUCUCGAAGGCAGUUCUGCUGUGAAGCACUUUGUUACUCACUUUCAGCGGCCAACUACACCAUUGUUGAUGUUCAAUGGGACUUACCCAUCCAGCCCGGCAACGCUUCCUCUGACACCAUCUCCGUCAACGGAACAAUCGAGAACGCGAUGGAUGAAAUGGAAUACCUCCAUCUCGGCCAGAACCAACCCUUCCAAAACUACCUACGAGCCCUUGCUCAAGCUAACACCGCUCAAUACACGGAAGACACGACGGGGUGGGACUGCGACAUCGAGGGUGUCGGAUGCCAAGCAUGGGCUCCAGAAAAAGGUAUUACUUACCUCCGUGGAGUCGAGGGCACCCCCAAAAAUGGCCCUGGGCCAAACGAGUGUGAGCGUGUUAGCUGCGGGCAUGGGGCUACUAUUCAUUGGUGCAAUGAGGUACGGUGGCUACUUGAUACUGGCGUUUGA
Molecule: messenger RNA, 579 nt
Organism: Podospora anserina S mat+
Lineage: Eukaryota; Fungi; Ascomycota; Sordariomycetes; Sordariales; Podosporaceae
Exons: 2
Coding region: 1-579 (192 amino acids)
Source: RefSeq, a predicted model, not a curated record